AAGCAACUUCAGACAGUUCUGGCAGAGCUCAGCUUCCCGUUUCGCUGAAAGCUCCUUGAGAUUUGCAGGACGAGAGUCUGGGAAGCUUCGAGGCUUCCUGUGUGGUAGGCUGACCCCUCACCUGACACUUCCAGAACACUAGCCUGUGAAGGCCCCCCACCCCUCAGAAAGAGUCUUGAAAAGCGGAGCCCCAAGUCUUUCCCUGAAGUCUCUCAUGGCUAAGUCACUUGACAACCUUGACAAGCAGCAGAAAAGCUCCUAGAAAACAAAACAGGAGGAAGAAGAGAGAAGGCGAAGGCUGAAGCCUCCUCUAUGGCUUUUAUUUUUCCCUCCCCGCUGUCGUUCCAGCUGUAGCCUGGGAUUAAUUAAGUGCUGUGAAUUCAGUGCCUUGAGAGAGAAGAGGGAAAAUGCACUGUAUCUCUAAGGAAGGAAGGAGUCCAGAGACAGUUUCUCAGCAGUGAGGAACCUUAGGUGGUGCAUCGGUCUCCUCUCAUUGCCAGUGUUUUGUGAAGGGGCUGGGAAAGCCAGAGAGGCUGUGCCAGGCUGGAGGAGGCUUGUCUUUCCAAGCCUGGAAAGGAUUUCACGCGGGUUUGCCUGCAGCUGCCCGGGAAGAAAUUCCCCUCUGGUGGCCGCAGCAGCAGCAGCAGCAGCAGCAGCAGCAGCAGCAGCAGCAGCAGCAGCAGCAGCAGCAGCAGUGACGGCCGCGGCAGCCCUACCUCCUCUUCUGGGGAACAGGGCAGAAUGCCUGUGCUAGAGCGGUACUUCCACUCUGCAGAACUAGGCAGGAGGUGGACAACCCCAGAAGGUGUGCGGCUCUCCUCCCUUGGUAGCAGGCCGGGGUGCCAGCAGGGGCCGCUACCCUGGGACUUGUCAGAGAUGAUCAGGAUGGUAAAGCUGGUCUGGAAGUCCAAAAGUGAGCUACAGGCAACCAAACCGAGAAGUAUUCUGGAAACGGAAGAUGCUUUUCACAGCUUCCCAGGAGAUGUACGACUAAGGGGUCAGACGGGGGUUCCUGCCGAACGCCGCGGCUCCUACCCAUUCAUUGACUUCCGUCUACUUAACAAUACAACACACUCAGGGGAAAUUGGCACCAAGAAAAAGGUGAAACGACUGUUAAGUUUCCAAAGAUACUUCCACGCAUCUAGGCUUCUCCGUGGGAUUAUACCACAGGCCCCCCUCCACCUACUGGAUGAAGACUACCUUGGGCAAGCAAGGCAUAUGCUUUCCAAGGUUGGAAUGUGGGACUUUGACAUUUUCUUGUUUGAUCGCCUGACAAAUGGGAACAGUCUGGUAACUCUGUUGUGUCACCUGUUCAACACCCAUGGCCUCAUCCACCACUUCAAGCUGGAUAUGGUGACCUUACACAGGUUUUUGGUCAUGGUUCAGGAAGAUUACCACGGCCACAACCCGUACCACAAUGCUGUCCACGCAGCCGAUGUCACCCAGGCCAUGCACUGUUACCUGAAGGAACCAAAGCUGGCCAGCUUCCUCACACCUCUAGACAUCAUGCUUGGACUACUGGCUGCAGCAGCUCAUGACGUCGACCACCCAGGGGUGAACCAGCCGUUUUUGAUCAAAACUAACCACCACCUUGCCAACCUGUAUCAGAAUAUGUCUGUACUGGAGAAUCACCACUGGCGAUCUACAAUCGGCAUGCUUCGGGAAUCGAGGCUUCUGGCUCACUUGCCAAAGGAAAUGACACAGGAUAUCGAACAGCAGCUGGGCUCCCUGAUCUUGGCCACAGACAUCAACAGACAGAACGAGUUUCUGACGCGCUUGAAAGCUCACCUCCACAAUGAAGACUUGAGACUGGAGAGUGCACAGGACAGACACUUUAUGCUUCAGAUCGCCUUGAAGUGUGCCGACAUUUGCAAUCCUUGUCGAAUCUGGGAGAUGAGCAAGCAGUGGAGUGAAAGGGUCUGUGAAGAAUUCUACAGGCAAGGUGACCUUGAACAGAAAUUUGAACUGGAAAUCAGUCCUCUUUGUAAUCAACAGGAAGAUUCAAUCCCUAGCAUACAAAUUGGUUUCAUGACUUACAUCGUGGAGCCGCUCUUCCGGGAGUGGGCCCGGUUCACCGGAAACAGCACCCUGUCGGAGAGCAUGCUGAGCCAUCUCGCCCACAACAAAGCGCAGUGGAAGAGCCUGCUGUCCAAGCAGCACAGACGCAGGGGCAGCGGACAGGACGCUGCGGGCCCUGCAUCUGAGACCCUGGAGCAGACGGAAGGCGCCUCGCCCUAGGGCAGCCACCGGGUCCGCAGGAGCGCGGCCAUCGUGCCCUCGACAUAAGCCCACCACUCUGGGUUUCGAAUGCCACCCGCCUGGCAUUCACCGCCUCCCUUCGUUGAUCCAAGUGUACAGAAGCCAUUGUCACCUCAGCAUUAGCUGCCGAAAUGAGCGGCCCCAUCCUGUCAUUGGAGCUGAUUCUGGGGCGGCUUGUCUGACCGAAGAGACUGGGAGUAAGGAAAGGGUGCUUCUGCCUCGGCCCCCUCUGGCCCUUGGUCACACUGACGGGCAGUGGCCCCUAAGUCCAGAGCAGUUUCAGGUUCGCCAUCUGACAGCUGACCUGCAUGACAACACCAGCAUACUUGGAACCUGCAAGAUUGGUCUUAAGUGCCAGAGCACAAACAGGAGUAUGUGAGAGAGUACCUUCUAUUUUAAUAAUAGUUACUAUUAUUAUAAAAUAAUAAUAAAUCUUUUUAACUUUUAUAUUUCAUGCACCAGACAAUGGGUCUAAAACUUUGGACUAAGACUACUCAGUGUACCCAAACCUAAGAGGGGGUUCCUUGUUUUGCUGUUGACUCUGGGCCACUUUGUGUCAGAGACGUGGCGCCUUUGCGGCUUCUGAAGCCCGGAUUGCCCUCCCGGCCGGCGGAAGGUGCUGUACAGUCAUUCCUUUGCACCGCUAGCCAAUCUGUCUUUUACGGAUUCAGCGACCUGUUUAUAGUCACACAUGUACAUUUUUCUGUAAAUACCAAACGCCACUGAUUCCCAUGCCAAAAUACACGAGUAUUAUGGGAUUGCUACCUGUAUAAACAAUGGCACUGUGAACAGAAUACUGUUAGUUUUAAUACAAGAGAAUGCGUUUUGUAAAUAUGGUUUAGAGUUUAUUAAUAUACUGUUGUUCGCAGAUAAAGGCCUUAACUUUAAACUUCUUUCCUCUCCCCCAAUGCUGCCCAACCUCAAUCCUUACAGAUGUCUUUCUAACUGCCUGCUCCCAAUGACCAUCUCUCUGAUUUCCUGAUAAGGUCACAAGCCCAAACUGAGCACCAUCUUGAAGGAAACUUUUUUUUUUUUUAACUUCUCAUGCAUUCCUCUUGAGACCGUAGUUUUUAGUCUGUGGCACCAAGUAUGGUUUCCUCAGAUUAAUGAUAUCCUGUCAGCAAGGC
Acomys russatus (golden spiny mouse) is the source of this 3386-nucleotide messenger RNA. It is a transcript of the gene Pde7b, whose product is annotated as phosphodiesterase 7B. The transcript has 12 exons. Gene Ontology annotation, molecular function: 3',5'-cyclic-AMP phosphodiesterase activity. The coding region runs from base 742 to 2238 and encodes 498 amino acids. The record is from RefSeq and is a predicted model, not a curated record. NCBI's taxonomy places the organism in Eukaryota, Metazoa, Chordata, Mammalia, Rodentia, Muridae.